This is a messenger RNA of Pangasianodon hypophthalmus (striped catfish), 2152 nucleotides long. RefSeq lists its product as uncharacterized. NCBI's taxonomy places the organism in Eukaryota, Metazoa, Chordata, Actinopteri, Siluriformes, Pangasiidae. Gene Ontology annotation, biological process: macrophage chemotaxis; immune response; positive regulation of gene expression. Bases 1 to 1179 code for a protein of 392 amino acids. The record is from RefSeq and is a predicted model, not a curated record. The transcript has 8 exons. Gene Ontology annotation, molecular function: cytokine activity.
AUGGAAGAGGAGAAUUUUCUCUUUGGAGGUGCUGCCUUGUAUCACACUGUGGUUGAUGGCAAGCACUGUUAUGAAGUGGGUAAAGUUUUGACCAGUAAACCAAGUGAUUUUGGCAGAAAAGGGGACAAGCUCCUGAUGAUAAAUGAUGUCGAAACUCAGCAUUUGCCUCCAAAGAAGUUUGUCAGGAUGCUAAGCUCAGGGUCUCCCUUCCUGACCAUGCACCGGGCAAGUAUUGAUGAGGCAGAGAAGAAAUGCCCAGAGUCUGAAGGCAUGAGACCCUACCACAAGGAAAGGACAGUUUUAAACUUCAGUCUGGCCAUGGUUAGAGAAGCAUGUCUGGAUAAAGAUGAAGAAAAUCCACAGGUGCCAGAAGAGUCUGAAUGGGAGAGCAGUAAUAUGGAAGGCGAGUCCUUCACUGAUGAGGAAAUUCUGCUUGUGUCUAUGACUAACACAAGUAUAGCAAUUGUGCAAGCAAGAGGAUGCGAUGCCCAAAACCCAUGCGGCAGUUGUGGCGGCACAGGGUGCACCAUCAAUGACAUUGUCAUGGCCAGUAAGCAGAGUCAGAUCACAUCAGUGAUCUCCGAAGCUCCUAACAGAAACAACCAAUCACAGCAAGACUGGACUCUUUCCUCUAGUGUCAGUUUAUGUAUCCAUAGUGGUCAUCCAGCUUCUGUUUCUCCAGUUUGCAGAGAAUAUAUUAAAAAAAAUUUUGAAAGAGGUCAAGUUUUGAUCCAGAGUUUACUGCAAAAAUCCAUCAGUCCUGAAAAUAUCCCCAAUCCAAGAAGACGAAGCGCUUGCAUUAGUAAUCCCACCACAGCAAAUAUCACAAUCUACUACUACAUAUCAAAUGCAGAAAAAGAUUUCGACAAAGGUGUUCCUGUUGUUUUGAACUUCAGUGGCUCAACAAGCUUUCUUAAAUGCAUAUGUCAGAAUGACAGACCAGCUUUGACUCUUGAGUCCUGUGAGAAGAGCAAGCUGCAGUCUAUCUGUAAGGAUGACCCGAGCACAUGGCCUUUUGUCUUCUACCUGAAAACUACAAAGGACAACCACCGUCGCUUUGAGUCGGCUGCGUACAGUGGUUGGUUCAUCCACACGAAACCUUCUGGCUUGGUGUGCGUGGACCAAGGAACAAAUUACACAGAAAGUAACUUCUACAUCAUCCUCCACUUAGGAAAUUAAUAAAAAUAUUUCUUAAAUAUUUUAACCCAUAAACUUGGGUUGAAAUGAAAAGGAAGAUCGAUAUUUGCAAGAUAUUCAAAUUUAUAAGAUGUAUGGAUUCAUUAUCAUCAGCAUAAACACAGCGGUGUUGAGUUACCAUCUGACAUUAAUCCACCCAAUUACAUUUUUCUCUCAUUGAGAUUAAAGUCACGCUUGAUUUAAAAUGUCACUAAUGCUAAUAAUAAUUAUCCCUGAUUUUGUAAUUAUUAGUCACAUUAGCAUUCUGUUAAACAUUUGGACAUAUGAAUUAAUUUUUGAUUAGCAUUAAAUGGCCAUGUUUACUCAGAGCUGAUACGCACCUUUUAACUGCUAUUGCAGUAUUAAGUAAAUAUGUAUCAUAUCACAAUUUAUUGAUUUUUACAUUUUCACAUUCAUUUUUUAUAGUGCUUUUCUUUGCUACAUCAUCUGCAAAAAUGUACUGUGUAUAAAUUUAUUCUGUAUUAUUUCUGAAUGUUAUUGUUUUAAGAAUUCAGUGUUCCCAGAAUAUUUUAUGUCAAGUAUAUAAUUGUUGUUUUUGUGCUAAUAUGCUUAAAUGUCAUUAUUUUUUGAUGUUAUUAUAGCAUAAAUGAAAAAUGUUUUAUACUUUAGUGCUAUUGAGUAUUUACAUCUAUUCACACAAUACAUGAGAAAUCAUCUAUCAUUAUUUCAUUUAGCUAAUUCUGCAGUUUUGUACAUAUUAAUGUUUUUUUUAUGACUUUCACACAAUAAAAAUGUAUAGGUAUGUUGGCAGUAUUCUUCCUUCAUCCUUCAUCUGUUCAUAUGUAAACAUAAUUAUUUAUAGCUGCUAGAUUGUGAUUAUCAUUUCUUAUUAACACUUCUCUCUUUCUUUGUUGGAGGAUUUGCAGUGUUCACCAGUUAAAUUAAAUUCCAUUAGUUUACUUUUCUUCUUAGGAGCUGUGUUUAUGGCACUUAACUGAACAUUGUUUUGCCAUUG